AUGCAGGAGAUAUUUACACUCUUUGUUUUAUUCUUUUCAUUUUUCUCAUUCACUAGUGGUCUUGACGCUCGGUCGACAAGCCUACCAACGACUACAUUCGCUUAUCUCUACCCAUCCCGGGCGGGUGGACGCCCGACAGCAUCGAUAGCCACCACUAAUCAAACUUUCUACUGGUUCCAAACCAAGAAGCCUGACCCUGGUGCUCCGACCCCGACUCUUCGAGGACGAAUCCUAUCUACCGACCAUUUUAGCUUUACAAAAUAUCGAGUUACUUGCGAAGCUCAGGAUGCAUCCUUAGGCUGUACGUACAAAGAUUUCACAGUUACAGCCUCUGGAACAUCACAACUAUACUAUGGAACAGGAAGCAAGAUGUUGAGUAUUGGCUGCGAAGUCAGCAAUACCACAGCUGCAGUUUGCUCGAGCAGGACGCAUGGAGAGGAUCUUACGAAGGCGACGACGAAAACUUGGAAAGCGUCUGAUUUUCCGGGGUACUACCCGGUGAUAGUAACGGCAGAGCCGACAUUGGAGGGACGGUACGAAUAUGAUCAGUACAUUUACGAGACCCACCAACCAACUAUUACUGCCGGCGGUUCAGUCCGGCAGCUAAGCUGGGCAAUGUUGUCGGCGCUAGUGGCAUGUGUUAUUCUUAAUUCGCAACUCGUGGUAUCAAUCCUGGUUUAA
This is a messenger RNA of Orbilia oligospora ATCC 24927, 681 nucleotides long. RefSeq lists its product as uncharacterized. The record is from RefSeq and is a predicted model, not a curated record. The transcript has a single exon. The coding region runs from base 1 to 681 and encodes 226 amino acids. Lineage: Eukaryota; Fungi; Ascomycota; Orbiliomycetes; Orbiliales; Orbiliaceae.